Messenger RNA from Racocetra persica, 306 nucleotides. Lineage: Eukaryota; Fungi; Glomeromycota; Glomeromycetes; Diversisporales; Gigasporaceae. The record is from the annotation of a GenBank genome assembly.
AUGGGUGCAACAUUUUCGUCCACGAAACAAAAACCUGUUGAUUUUGAACGUCAUUUAUUAGGUUAUAAAACUGCAGCUACCUCUUUACCACCAGAAUGUCUUCGUGAAGUCUUUGAAUAUCUUGAUAAAGGCUCUCUUUAUUCUUCUCUUCUGGUUAAUAGAAGUUGGUGUAAAGUAGUUGUUCCUUUAUUAUGGAGAACACCUUUUCGAACAGCAAACGGACCGUCACUUGAGACAGCGAAAAUUAUACAAACUUACCUUACUUGUCUUUGUGAAAAAUCAAAAGCAUAUCUCAUUAGCAAUGGA